AUGAUCGAGUAUGUCAUCGGUGUCGGGCCCUCCGAUGGUGCCGAGUGUAAGGGCUGGGCAGCGACGGAGUGCAUCGAGCGUGGUGAUGGUGUCUUCAGCAAGGGCACUACUGUAGAGUACGACUCGACGAGGAGCAAGGCCACCCUGGCGAGCAUGGCGUGGAACAAGGACCGCGGUGUCACAUUGCCUCCAGUAUGGAUCACGAUCCACAAGCUUUCGUGA
Molecule: messenger RNA, 222 nt
Organism: Recurvomyces mirabilis
Lineage: Eukaryota; Fungi; Ascomycota; Dothideomycetes; Mycosphaerellales; Teratosphaeriaceae
Exons: 3
Coding region: 1-222 (73 amino acids)
Source: RefSeq, a predicted model, not a curated record